GCCCCAGCGGGCUUGGCCCCGCGCUGGGAGACCAGAGACCCGAGACCCGGCUUGAGCCAGCCCACAGGAACAAGCCAUGCUAGUAGGAAAGAAGACCGCAUCUCCUCAGGCAGCUGGACCCCAUCUUGAGAGGAUACACCUGUGACCUGAGGCUUCCUGCCAAAACUACUAGCCGAGACCGGGGCCUGGAGGAGGAAGUGGUUCUGGAGCUGCUGGGGCUGUGGACGUUCCUCAGCAAGGCUUGGGGCAGCUUUGCCUCCUUAACUCCUUGACCUUGCUGAGGAAGAGAUGACCAAUUCCCAGGAACCUGUUACAUUCAAGGAUGUGGCCGUGGACUUCACCGAGGAGGAGUGGGGGCAGCUGGACCCUGCACAAAGGGCCCUGUACAAAGAGGUGAUGCUGGAGAUCUAUGGCAACCUGGUCUUAGUGGGAAAGAAACUUUAUGACUGUGCCGAGUCUGGCAAGAGCUUCAGUCAGAGCACAGACCUUCACAUCCACCAGAGAGUCCGCACGAGAGAGAAACCUUCCAUGUGCGAUACAUGCGGCAAAGGCUUUAGUUAUAACACGAAUCUUCGCGUGCAUCAGAGGGUCCACACAGGAGAGAAACCUUGUAAGUGUGAGGAGUGUGGCAAGGGCUUCCAUCAGAGCCCCAACCUUCGCAUCCACUGGAGAGUCCACACUGGAGCAAAACCGUACAAAUGUGAGAAGUGUUGUGAGAGCUUCAGACAGAAUGUAGACCUCCAAGAGCAUCAGAGGGUCCACACAAGAGAAACCGUUUCAAUGUGAAACCCUUAAAGCACAAGCUUCUGUGCUCAUCAGAAAGUCCACACAGGAGAGAAACCUGUAGGUGUGAGGAGUGUGGGAAGGAUUUCGAUCACAGUGAAUCUUCACGUUCUCCAGAAAAUGAAACUGCAAAUGUGAUGGGUGUGUGAUAAGGGUUUCUUCAGUUAGAGCUUAGAUCUUCGAGUUUAUCUAAGAAUUAAUACAGGAGAAAACCCAUUUAUAUGUGCUAAGUGUAGUAAGGGCUUUGGAAAGAGCGCUAACCUUGAGUUCCAUAAUUCCCCACAGGAGAGCAAUGUUACAAAUGUGCAAGUGUGGUAAAGGGUUUCUUUGGAACACAGAGCUUCUCUGCAGAGCGUCUAUGCAGGGGAGAAACCAUUGAUUUCAGUGUCUGUGGUUGGGGCUUCCGUUACAGCACAAACCUUCAUGCACAUCAGAGUCCAUGCGGGAUAGAGACCCUGUGCGCGUGAGAAGCAAGUCAGGCCUUCACAUCCAUCUGACUCCACGUGAGAGAAAACCCUGCAGGUGUAGGUGUGUGCAUAUCUCCCCCUUCCCCAGAGAGCCUGUUUCUACCACGAUUCUGGCAGCUCCAAGAGAGGGCAGCUGCGUGUGCUUUGCUCGCCAUUGUGUCCCCAGCUCCUGGCACAGUGCCUGGCAGGAGUAGCCACCUAGUAAAUAUUUGUUGAAUGAGAAUCCAUGUGGGAGAGAACCCCUAUUUGUGUGAUAGUGGGGUAAGGACUUCAAGGUCAACAUGUUGAAGCCUUUUUUAGAAAGUGUGUUCACAGU
Messenger RNA from Balaenoptera musculus (blue whale), 1566 nucleotides. Its product is annotated as putative zinc finger protein 56. Gene Ontology annotation, molecular function: DNA-binding transcription repressor activity, RNA polymerase II-specific. The record is from RefSeq and is a predicted model, not a curated record. The transcript is spliced from 5 exons. Bases 289 to 786 code for a protein of 165 amino acids. Lineage: Eukaryota; Metazoa; Chordata; Mammalia; Artiodactyla; Balaenopteridae. Gene Ontology annotation, biological process: negative regulation of transcription by RNA polymerase II.